This is a messenger RNA of Phialemonium atrogriseum, 3046 nucleotides long. RefSeq names its product glycoside hydrolase family 92 protein. The transcript is spliced from 2 exons. The coding region runs from base 242 to 2827 and encodes 861 amino acids. Gene Ontology annotation, cellular component: nucleus; cytosol. Lineage: Eukaryota; Fungi; Ascomycota; Sordariomycetes; Cephalothecales; Cephalothecaceae. Gene Ontology annotation, molecular function: carbohydrate binding; peptide-N4-(N-acetyl-beta-glucosaminyl)asparagine amidase activity. The record is from RefSeq and is a predicted model, not a curated record. Gene Ontology annotation, biological process: protein deglycosylation; carbohydrate metabolic process; protein quality control for misfolded or incompletely synthesized proteins.
AGAAUCAAUGGUUGCAGCCGGCCUUAUUUCCUCGAAUUUCUUCGGAGCUCAUCCACACUCUCGUUAGUUCGUAUCCAGCCGGGCGGAUCUGCUGCUGGUGUAAGAUGGAGACUGUUCUUCUGCUAUCUAUAUGUAGACAUGCACCCCUUCCCCAGUAGAUAGGUAUCUAAGGGUCUUGGGGUUACCAUAGAAGAAUAGAGCGGCAAGUACCAUUUAACUUACCCCCGCCCCUCCCGGUGCCAUGGCGUCCAGCACACUCCUCAUCUUGCUCACCGCCCUCCACCUGCCCACCUCAGGCUGCCACCCGACUCUCCCCCGGCGCGGAACCGAUGGCGGCGCCAGCGCCCCGUACCACGCCGGUGCCGGGGUGCUCGGCUUCGUCAACCCCCUGAUCGGCACCAAGGGCGUCAGCCCCAACGACAACGGCGGCAUGAUCCCGUCCGUGGGCGUCCCCUUCGGGAUGACGCGCUGGACGCCGCAGACGCGCGAGAACUACAUCUCGCAGGUGCCGUACAGUGACGGCGACAGAUUCAUCCACGGAUUCCAGGCCACCCACCAGCCGGCCAUCUGGAUGGGCGAGUCCGGCCAGGCGGCCCUAGUUCCCGGUUUGGAUGCCGGCGAGGGGGUCAAGGCUAUCUUCCAGGAGAGGGGUUUGCGAUUCCGGAAGGAGGAUGAGAAGAGCACCCCGUAUGUGUAUGAGGUCUUGUUGGACGGGGAGACGACGGGGACGCAGGAUUGGGAGCUCACGGAGGAGGCGGCCGGGGAAGGGCCAGUGCCCGGGGGCGCAGGGGAUGUGCCGGAUUCUGUUAGAGAAGGGGCCAAUGGAAGAGUUAGGAGGAGUGAGGGCGAGCCAUAUGACAAGAAGGGGACAGUUCGUGCUAAACAAUCGGAGAAGAGGACUGAGACGUCGCUGGGAUAUGAACAUGCGAUCCAGGUGGCAAUGAGCGCAACGGCUCACGUUGGUCACCUCCGUCUCGAUUUCAUCGACAACACCGGCGUGGUAGGCCACGAAGCGGCCGAGCCCUAUUUGUUCAUCCAAGCAACCCGGUUGAACUGGACAGGCCAUGUCCAGAUCGAUGCCGAGAGCCGCGAGAUCUCCGGAAGCAACUCCCAGCGCCAGGACUACCUCAUCGGGCCCGACAAUCCAAAGUCCUUCAGGGGCUAUUUCGUCUCUCGCUUCUCUGAGCCAUUCACCUCGUUCGGCACUUCGUCCGGUGCCGAGACCCAAGAGGGCAACCGUACUGUGGAUGGCAAGUUCGUGGGAGCUUACGUCAAGUUCAACAGGAGGGUGGAGAGGGUCGAGGUCCGCACUGGCGUAUCCUUCAUCAGCGUCGAGCAGGCGCGGAGGAAUCUAGACAUUGGGAUUCCCGACGGGGCAAGUUUCGAAACAACAGUGGAGAAGGCCAAAUCCGCGUGGUUGGAAAAGCUGGGGCGUGUCGAGAUCGAAGGCGUGAACCAGACAGACCCGGAGCACGACCCUCGCACGAUCUGGUAUACCGGCCUCUUCCACGCCUUGCAGUACCCUAAUGACUUCUCGGAACCCACCAGUAGAGAGGACGGCGGCAUCCGACGGUUCUAUAGCGGUUACACCGACAGCGUGCACGAGGAUAGCGACUCGUACUACCAGUCCUGGUCUAUCUGGGACACGUACCGCGCGCAGCACUCGCUGCUCACCAUAUUCGCCCCCGAGCGCGUCAACGGCAUGAUGCGCUCGCUGCUGCGCAUCUUUAACUGGUCCGGCUGGCUGCCCAUGUGGGCCAACGUGGUCGAGACCAACAUCAUGAUCGCCACCAACGCGGACGCCGUCCUCGCAAACGCGCUGGCCCGCGGCUUCCGCGGCUUCGACGUCGGCACCGCCUGGGCCGCCGUGAGGAAGGAUGCCUACGUAGCCCCAGACCGCGACGCCGAGCUGCUGUACUACGACCGCGAGCUGGGCACGCCCUAUGAGGCCCGCGCGGGCCUGACGGCAUACAAGGAGCUGGGCUGGGUGCCCAACGACGGCUGGGCCGAGUCGGCGAGCCGGACGCUGGACUACGCGUUCGACGACUUCGCCGCGGCGGUGGUGGCCGGGCACGCCGGGGACCACGGGGCGGCGGAGGAGCUGCUCGCGCGGAGCUCCAACUAUGCCAAGCUCUGGAACAACCAGAGCCAGUUCAUGCAGGCGCGCAACGCCAACGGCAGUUGGGCCAACGACAGCUGGGGGUGGACCGAGGGCGACAAGUGGGCGUACACGUUCGACGUGCUGCACGACGCGGCCAACGGGCUGGCCGGCCUGUUCGCCGGCGGCAGGGCAGGCAUGAAGGCCAAGCUGGACGAGCAUUUUGCCGGCGGGCACAACCUGCACAGCAACGAGCCGUCACACCACAUACCGUACCUGUACUCGGCCAUCGGGUACCCGGCCAGCGCGGCGGACGCGAUCCGCGCCGUCGCGUGGGACAACUACAACGCCACCAGCUCGGGGCUCAAGGGCAACGAGGAUCUCGGCCAGAUGAGCGCCUGGUACAUCUUCUCCGCGCUCGGCUUCUACCCCGUCAACCCCGCAUCGGACGAAUACGUGGUCGGCUCGCCGUUCUUUGAGAAAGUCACGAUACGGCUGCCGGCCGGGGCUUGUACCGGAGGGGACGAAGGGGCCGAAGGAGGAGCGGAGAGGACGCUUGUGAUCAGUGCACCCGGGGCGACAACGAAGCCAUACGUGAGAUCAUUGAAGAUUGAUGGGAGACGGGUGGUGAGGCCGGUCUUGAAGCAUCACGAGAUAGUUGGAGCUGGGAGUAUCGAGUUUGAGAUGAGCGAGGAGCCGUCAUGUUGGGGUAAGAUGGGCAUUUCCUAAGAAAAUAGAGCAGAUUCAUCACAUUCCAUAUGGUCAAAUCAACAUAUCCAAAAACCAUAAACCUCGUUCAUCGAAGAAUAUCCUGGCUCGAUGGCUGUUCGUAUAUCCCCUUGAUAGUCGUGCUCACAGCCUUGAGGGUCGCAGGCGAGUCCUGAGCCGGAGCUUACUGCGUAGGGCUAGCAAGACUGUAAUAAGAUGAGAUUGGGACCGAGAGUCGUG